Messenger RNA from Fundulus heteroclitus (mummichog), 2747 nucleotides. RefSeq names its product folylpolyglutamate synthase (gene fpgs). Gene Ontology annotation, biological process: tetrahydrofolylpolyglutamate biosynthetic process. Lineage: Eukaryota; Metazoa; Chordata; Actinopteri; Cyprinodontiformes; Fundulidae. Gene Ontology annotation, molecular function: tetrahydrofolylpolyglutamate synthase activity; ATP binding. The transcript is spliced from 15 exons. Gene Ontology annotation, cellular component: cytosol; cytoplasm; mitochondrion. Bases 45 to 1769 code for a protein of 574 amino acids. The record is from RefSeq and is a predicted model, not a curated record.
GAACCUCCCAUAUUUGGUCGGCUUCCUCUGAUCGUCGCCGCCUCAUGAUGGCGCGUCUGUGUCGCGUGCUGCGGCCGCGCGGCGGGCUGCUGCUCAGAGAGCGGGACUCCGUGUUCCGGUUGGCGGGCCUGGCAGUCCGGUUCCACAGCACCCAGACGGCUCCUCACAUCCCCGGCAUGGAGUACCAGGACGCAAUCUGCACCCUGAACACGCUGCAGACCAACGCCAGCGCGCUGGAGCAGGUGCGCAGGGGGAGGAGCCACCCUCAGGUGCAGCUGGAGGCCAUGACGGGCUUCCUGGAGCGGGCCGGGCUCAUGGUGGAGCAGCUCGAUCAUCUCAACAUCAUUCACGUGACGGGAACAAAGGGCAAGGGAUCCACGUGUGCUUUCACAGAACAGAUCCUCAGAACCUACGGCUUCCGGACCGGAUUCUACAGCUCGCCACACCUGGUCCAGGUCAGGGAGAGGAUCCGGAUCGACGGGCGGCCAAUCAGCAAGGACCUCUUCACCAAAUACUUCUGGCAGGUUUACGGACGGCUGGACGAGACCAAGGCGGCCCACGGAGGCUCGAUGCCGGCCUACUUCAGGUUCCUCACCAUCCUGGCCUUCCACGUCUUCCUGCAGGAGAAGGUGGAUUUAGCCGUGAUUGAAGUCGGCAUCGGCGGAGCGUACGACUGCACCAACAUCAUCAGGAGGCCGUGGGUCUGUGGCAUCUCCUCUCUGGGCAUCGACCACACCCAGAUUCUGGGGGACACCAUCGAGAAGAUCGCCUGGCAGAAAGGAGGGAUCUUCAAGCCGGGCGUUCCCGCCUUCACCGUCCCGCAGCCGGAGGACGCCAUGGCGGUGCUGAGGGACCGCGCCAGAGAGAUAAAGUGUCCUCUGUGGGUCUGCCCUGACCUGGACCAGUACCAGACGGAGUCCGGACCGCUACAGCUGGGCCUGGCGGGGCAGCACCAGCGCUCCAACGCCUCGCUGGCGCUGCAGCUCAGUCACACCUGGCUGCAGAGGAGGUGUGGACCAGAUCAAAUCGGACUCCUUCCUGACCCGGAGAACAGUUCUGGAUCUCAGGCGGCGUCCUUUAAGCCCGGCUCCGCUAUGGUGAAAGGCCUGGCGGACACGGAGUGGGCCGGCAGAACCCAGACGCUGCGGCGCGGCGCCAUCACCUACUUCCUGGACGGAGCGCACACCAGGCGCAGCAUGCAGGCCUGCGUCCAGUGGUUCCGAGAGGCCGCGGCCCAGCGAGCCCGCAGCGCCAGCGGCGCCGUGGUCCGAGUGCUGCUGUUCAACGCCACGGGAGAGAGGGACUCUGCCGCCAUGCUGAAGCUGCUGCUGCCGUGCCGCUUCGACCUCGCCGUGUUCUGCCCCAACAUCACUGAAGCCGCCGCCUCCUGCAACGCAGACCAGCAGAACUUCAACGUGUCCGUGGAGAACAUGCUGACCCGUUGCCUUGACAACGAGCAGAGCUGGCGUCUCCAUCAGGACCGGCGAGACGAGGCGCCGGCGCCGCUGAUCGACGGCCUGCCGCUGCUCGCCGACAGGAAGACGGACACGCAGGUGUUCCCCUGCAUCCUCAGCGCGCUCCAGUGGAUCGCCCAGGGCAGAGACCCGGUUCUGACCGACCCGGCCCAGACGGUGCCGCCGGUCAGGCCCAGCGUCUCCGCCAAGGCCGCGCCUCUGCGGGACGCCGCCGAGGUCCACGUCCUGGUCACCGGCAGCCUCCACCUGGUGGGCGGAGCCCUGAAACACCUGGACCCGGAGUCGGCCAAGUAGAGCCGAGGAGCCGGUCCGGAUGGGUUAGACGGGUCGGAACCGCACCGGGGAAAGGCUUAACUGGACUCUCCAGGUGGGGUUCACUGUGACGGUGGAUCGGGUUCUUCUGUCCAGAUGCUGAAGGUUCUACACCAAAUGGACCGCCAGCUGUUUACCAUCCAGACCGUGGUUUAAAUUUUGUGUCCAAACCCAAAUGAAACCAGAACCGAACCAACUAUGACCCAGUUUAGCUUUAGAACUGGUGCUGUGAGUCCGUUCUGCUCUUCAGGCGUUCGUUCAUCUGCUGGAUCACCUUUGCAGAGAACCAGCGGGGGUCCGUUUGGUGGGUGAGGGCCCAGAACCUGGUUCUGAUUGGACUCCAGCUUUGCCUUACAGACGACCAUUUUUCCAGAGUUACUUGAAGCUGAACGCGUUUACAUGAACCGACCCGGGACCAGCUGCGGGUUAAACUGGACCCGGUACGAACCAGAACCAGAACCUCUGCCUUCAUGAUGCCGGUCUGUUCGUCUUCUACACAAGAGUCCGACACUAACGAUGCUGCCUGAUUAUUCUGAUCCGUUUCAUGUCGGAUUUAUUUAAAUGAGCCUUAAUUUAAGCGGUUAUACUGACACCUAGUGGUGGGGAGAGGUACUGAACUUCAGCUUUAUAAUUAUUCUGUAAAGUUUCCCAGGUCAGAUGCUCCUAAACAUGGGAAGAAAAUGUUCUGCAUCUAAAAAUAAUAAUUGAAUAAUAUAAAAAUUUAAAUGUUCAACCAUAUUUAUCUGGAUCUGAUGUGAUCAGCUGUUCUGUUUGAACACAUUAACAGUAAUAGGUGUAUAGUUAAUUUGUCCAAGAAUUAAUCUCUAAAGUCCCACCCUUGCCUUGGAUUUUCCUCAGCAGCAGCGGGACUGAGAGCGUUUGGCUCAAUAAACCUGUCAGAAAAUGUUGAAAUGAUGGAUGUGGUGAUGGUGCCAAUAAAAUGUGAGCAAAAAAAACAAA